This is a messenger RNA of Zerene cesonia (dogface butterfly), 811 nucleotides long. RefSeq names its product WW domain-binding protein 11-like. The record is from RefSeq and is a predicted model, not a curated record. The transcript has a single exon. NCBI's taxonomy places the organism in Eukaryota, Metazoa, Arthropoda, Insecta, Lepidoptera, Pieridae. Bases 1 to 750 code for a protein of 249 amino acids.
AUGAGUUAUCCACCACACGGGCCACCACCAUCAUACUAUGGUCCACCAGGCUGGGGGCCCCCACCUCCCGGAGCACCCUGGCCGUACCCACCGCCAGACCACGGUCAUCAACCACCCCCUCCACCACCAGGCUCGUCUUACCCGUACUACGUCCCAGGAACGGUAAUGGUGCCAGUACCAAUGAUGCCAGCAGCACCACCACCCACAGAAUCCGGCCAACCCACAUACAUAACUAACUACAUUUAUCACGGUGAAAGUUCAAACCAACCAGACAAAGUGCAAGUAGCUGAAAUUGCGGGGGAUUUCAACUGGGUGCCCACUACUGCUACCACAGCUGGUCAUCUAUCGGGGAAAGCGGUGUUAGGAGGCCACGAGGGCUGGGACGGAAGUGCUCUAUGGGUGAUCCGAGCUUGGCAUAACGGGGAUUUGCUACCGGGGAAACUUUCUGUCCGACACCAGGCGGCUUCUGUGAUGUAUAAUGGGAAAGAGGUGCCGGUACAAAACAUUGAGGUGUUGUGUGCUAAGCCCGACAGUUUGAGGUGGGUUCCAGCGUCCAACGGUAGCGUUCCUCCUGGAGCGAUUUCUGGAGGUAAGACGAGUACGGGAGAGGUGCUUUACGUGGGCAGAGCGAGACAUCAGCUGUCGGUUACUCCUGGAAAAGUGCAUCCAAGCCACAAUUGCUGUUACAUAGGAUUCGCUGGCGCCGAAGUAUCGCAUAAAAUGUAUGACGUACUGUGCAGAAUAAGUUGAGGGAACAUUCUAGAACAUUUGUUCUAGAUAAUAUUGAGGAAUAUUUUUAUCACCUUGUAUU